GGGAGAGAGGGAGAGAGAGAGAGAGAGAGGGAGAGGGAGUGUGUACAAGGGGCUCUGGACGGCAGACGACCACAGAGAGAUCCCCUGACACAGGAUUAUCUGGGCCCCGUCAGAAGCCGACUGGGCUGUUGUUAUUUUGGAACCAUCUCGUCCACAGUGGGAUGAACUCGAGUAGCUAGGUGUUAACACCGCCAGGUCCACCUCCUCCUCUUCCUCCUCUUCCUCUUCUUCCUCCUCCUCCUCCACCUCCUUCUCUUGUUCUGGAGAGCGGAGUUCACUCUAAUUCGAUCCUCCUGGUUUUGUAGGAGGCAGCGUUCCGGCGUUCAUCCCUCUGCAGGAAAAGCUUGGCGCCGACGGCCACGCCCGCCCUGGCCUCCACGGCGGCUGACCUGUCGGGCUCAAACAACACGGAGAUCAGCAAGAACGACAUGUUCGAGGAGAUCAAGAGCAAGUUCCUCAACGAGAUCGACAAGAUCCCGCUUCCUCCAUGGGCGCUGAUCGCCAUCGCGGUGGUGGCCGGCCUGCUCAUCCUCACCUGCUGCUUCUGCAUCAUCAAGAAGUGCUGCUGCAAGAAGAAGAAGAACAAGAAGGGCAAGAAGGGCAAGGACGGCUUCAACAUGAAGAACAUGCAGGGUGGUGAGAAACACCAGGACGACGACGAUGACGAGGGAGAGACCGGGCUGACGGAGGAAGAGAAGGAGGAGGAGGAGAAGGAAGAGGAGAAGCUCGGGAAGCUGCAGUACUCCAUCGAGUACGACUUUGAAAACACAAAGCUGACGGUGGGCAUCCUCCAGGCGGCCGACCUGAUCUCCAUGGACUCCGGGGGCACGUCGGACCCCUACGUCAAGGUGUCGCUGCUUCCCGACAAGAAGAAGAAGUACGACACCAAGGUCCACAAGAAGACCCUGAACCCCGUCUUCAACGAGACCUUCGUCUUCAAGGUGCCCUACGAGGAGCUGGGAGGGAAGACAGUGUGCAUGUCUGUGUUCGACUACGACCGCUUCUCCAAGCACGACAUCAUCGGAGAGGUGAAGAUCCCCAUGAACACCAUCGACCUGGGCCAGCCCAUCGAGGAGUGGAAGGACCUGGAGAGCGUGGAGAAGGAGGAGCCAGAGAAGCUUGGAGAUAUCUGCAUCUCUCUGCGGUACGUGCCGACUGCCGGUAAACUCACCGUCUGCAUUCUGGAGGCCAAGAACCUGAAGAAGAUGGACGCCUGUGGACUGUCUGAUCCCUACGUGAAGAUCCAGCUGCUGCAGGGCGGCAAGCGUCUGAAGAAGAAGAAGACGACGGUGAAGAAGAACACGCUGAACCCGUACUACAACGAGUCCUUCAGCUUCGAGAUCCCCCUGGAGCAGAUGCAGAAAAUCCUGGUGGCGGUGACGGUGUUCGACUACGACAAGAUCGGCAAGAACGACGCCAUCGGCAAGAUCUUCGUGGGCAGCAAGGCCACGGGGCUGGGGCUGAAGCACUGGUCUGACAUGCUGGCCAACCCCCGCCGCCCCAUCGCCCAGUGGCACCCUCUGCAGCAGGAGGAGGACAUCGACGGCCAGCUGGCCUCCCUGGCCGCCAAGAAGUAACUAACUUCACCCCCACCCCCCUCAGCCCCUCAUGUACUAACUGAUGAAAGCCCCCCAACCCCCCGACACCCAAACACCAGACUAAAACCUUGCAUUGCAUGCACCUCAUGAUCUACAUGCGGCUAGCCGCCCCGGCUGCCCCAAGCUUGAUCCGCAGAAACAAAAAGGGAGAGAGACAGUAGAGAGUAUCGGUAGAGAUUAUCGGCAGAGAUUAUCGGUAGAGAUUAUCGGCAGAGAUUAUCGGCAGAGAUUAUCGGCAGAGAUUAUCGGUAGAGAUUAUCGGUAGAGAUUAUCGGUAGAGAGUAUCGGUAGAGAGCAUCGGUAUCAAUUAGGGUUAGGUGAACAAACCUGGAACUCAUUUGUUAUUUUUUUCAGUUUUGUUUGUCGUUUCGUACCCAGCACCACAUUUGCUUAUACUAUAACAAAAAAUAACGAGUGGCAAUGAAUGUUUGGGUGAUUGGUUUGUGAGCAAUUGUCUUUGAAUGUUGGUUGCGUUUGAGGGUUAUUUGACCAGGCUUAUUUUUUAAAGUGCUGGCACUCAGUGAAAAGGUUAGUGGAGAAGCGAUCAAGCUGAUAAAGUGUGGUUUAGUUAGAUGCAUUAUGCAUGCGUUGCUUAUAGUCCCUCCUCGAUCCUCUCCAUAAAACCAUGCGCAGUAUUGUAUCCCUGCUAAUAUGUGUGCUUUAACUUUGAAUAAAAAGUACUCUCGUACAGGGCUUAUCUCGCAUAGAAAUCUAUUUAGGUUGUCAAAUGCAAACGCAAGUUUGGAUGGUGGCAACUGCAAAAAACAACUGCAAAAAAUACUGAAAUGUCUAUUUGUUUUUAGUUUUUUAUUAACUGUUGAGAAGAUUGCCUUGGUUUUGUCGUUUGUGUCGUGGUCACGCCAGAGACGGAGCACGUGUGUGUCUCGCUCUUACUUUAUUAGGAUUCAAUCACCAAAUGUGAUCCUGUGAUACACAGCUCACACCAUGGCCACCUGCAUGGAGAUUCUGUGCCUGUGUGUGUGUGUGUUUGCCUGUGUGUGUGUGUGUGUUGGUGUGUGUUGUCAGAGACACACACACUCUGAAGGGAGGAGUAAAGGGUGCCUUGCCCGGGUUGGACAUUUUGACACUGUUUGCUACGUGGCGGUCGACUCGAGGACUUGAGGCUUUUCUACUCGGUAAGUUAUCAGGAACGCUGUGAAUGUGUGUGGAGUUUCCUUUGACCACUUUGGAUGUAACACCUUACUUAUCCAUGGACAAAGCAAAGGGAAAGUAAGAAGGGUGUGCCAAUGUUUCUCAAACAACUAUGCCUCUGUUGAAUGUUUACGGUCGAAAGUAAUGCUGUUCAAAUGCUUCUUUUUUUUUUUGGGGCCUGUCGACCACUUAUAUUUGAUCGUAUGUGUAUGUUAUUCAUAUCAGUAUUUUCAAAAUGAAUCGAUGAUGUAUUGAUUUUACCUAGAGGAGGUCGGGUUGCACCAUUGCCCAGAGCUCCGCAAUCACGCCUGCGACCGUACCAUGUGUUUGCUUAUGUGCGUUGAGUUCCCCCAGCCACCGUGUGAAACCUUUUGUACAGUAAAUGUAGGACCAUUUGCCCGAGACAAAUGGACAAAGCUAAACCCAGCAUGUAUCAUGCAUCACGAAUACUCUUUUCUUUCCCUCUUUAGUCCCAUACUGCGUGUAUACCUAUCUAAAAAACCAAAGUACUGCAGCGACACAGUGGUAUUUUUGCUACCAUUGCUUGUAUGUCCCUGCUUUCUUCAUCGCUGGGCGGAGAAGUCUCCUUGUACCCGGGAGGCGGGUUUAGAGGGAAAGGAUCUCCCCUUGUUUCCUGGGAGGAGGGUUUAUAGGACAGGAUGUCCCCUUGUUCCUGGGAGGAGGGUUUAUAAGACGGGAUGUCCCCUCUAUCCAAGGAGGAGGGUUCGAAGGAAAGGAUCUCCCCUCAUUUCCUUGGAAGAGGGUUUAUAGGACCGGAUGUCCCCUUGUUUCCGGGAGGAGGGUUUAGAGGACGGGAUGUCCCCUCUAUCGAAGGAGGAGAGUUUAGAGGAAAGGGUUUCCCAGACGACCGCAGAGCCGUCGCCUGACUUCCACGCUGUCUUCCCCGCUGUCGACAUAAUGCAUUGCGCAGACUUGGUUGAGAUCAACGCAUGCGUCCGCCACAAGUGUUGUACAUAGCAACGGCAUGUUUUAAAUAGUAAGCAUUCGAUUAAAAAUUGUGUAUGAGUGUGUGUGUGUUUACCUUCCAUGUCAUUUUGAUAAUAAAACUCAAGGAGAAAAAAAGAAUGCACAGACUGCAAAGUGUAUGUAUUUUUGCAUAUUGAUAAGUGUGUAGGAAUGAAUGCAACGUGGAUGUCUGAAUAAGCCGGAUGCACUGACUUGUGAAAUGCCCUCGGUCCAUCUUGAAUCUUUACUUUCACUUUCACUUUGCCGUGAUGAUAUGAAUGCAUGUCCUCUGUUGACAUUGUGUGUGUACGCGUUCCUUCCCCAGGUGGGUCAGGGUCUUGGGGGGAUCUGACUGGGCUACAAGUCAUGCUAUUGCUGGUUAAAUCUGUUUGUGGUCGUCGCUGACGAUGACAUCGAUUACGAAAACAAAAAAAACAAAAAUGUAGAAUAUUAACCGUAGUUUUCUAUAAAAAUGUACCGUAAGUGUUACCUUUGUAUACUCCUGCCAAACGGGUGUCUAUUGAGUCUGAUGUGUUUGUGUAUUCCUGUGUAGAUGUGGUGGAUCUCACUAGCAUGGACUUGUAGCCUCUCUCCUCAUUACAGUGAUCGGUCAUUGCUCCUUUUGGUUUCCUAGGCCGUCUGUAGUUCUGGUUAUGGCUUUUGGAACACACUGGAAAGAGGUGUACACAUGCAUACAAACACAUACACACACACAAGCACGCACCUGCACACACACGCAAAUGCAUACAAGCGCACACAGACAGACGCACACGUGCACAUACAUACAUACGGGAACACAUACAUGCACACGCACACACAUACACGUACACACACACGUGCACAUACACAUGCUCAUGAACACACAUACACACACACAAACACACACACCAUCUAAAGUUAAUGUAAAUGACAUUCAGAGCCUGUCUGAACAAGGUGGAGUCUAAUGAAGAGUUAUCAAACCUUUCCUCAAAUCGUAUAAAGUGUUUAUUUUAAUCACCAGGAGGAAUAUUUUAAAUAAUCCAAUGCAAUAUGUAUCAUAUACAAUAUGCUGCCGCCCGAGCAUGCUUCUCCAUAAUAACAAUCUUUGUGAAUUUUCAAUUUAUUUUAUCCAUGAUCAAUACACUGAAAAGACUGAAUAGCAAAAAACUGAAUAUACACAUUCACAAAUACCAUCAUUGUAACUAUUUCAAUUGAAGUUAGCUCUUUCCAUUGCACUUGACUAUGGAUCCAUGUGUACCUUCUGAACUUCCCUUUAACCUCAUCUGAAUAUUGUUCUGGCCAUCUCAUACUGUACCUGAUUCUCAUUCCGGGUCAUUCCACGCAUUCUGUAUCAUACUGAGUGUCAUCAUUCACUCAACCAAUAAGCUGCCAGCGUUCUGUUCCACCCCCCCCCCCCCACCCCCCCUGUUACUACGUGUAUUUGCAAUAGGACCAAUAGAACCUGUGUUCCUUUAUUUGAUGUUUCUCUGGUGUACUUAAGGAAAAAAUAAAUGAAUAUCUCUUUAUAUAUUGUUAAGAAUUUAUCACUUCACUGCAGUGCAGGCAACGAAAUCCCCGUCUUCCUCGGCGUCAAAAGCGUCUCGUCUUCCGACCCGAAAACAAAUGCAGAAGAAAAUUUGAAACGCAAUACUGCCGAACAAUAGCUGCUUCAAUAGCGUUCUCCUAGCGGGGUUCCGAAAACCGGACGUAGCCAUCGUACAGAGCCUCCAAAUAACUGCUUGUUUGUGUGUAUAUAUAUAUAUAUAUAUAUAUACCAGGUCUCUUGUAUUCCGAAUCAAUAAUUCCACUUCCCCAACAACACAGAGAAGAUGGUUGGCUGACGAAUCAACCCUGGACUGUGAUUGUCUUGUUGUAGAAGUGUGUGUGUGUGUGUGUGUGUGUGCGUGUGUGUGUGUGUGUGUCCGUAGCCGUGCCUUCUUUGUGAUUUGCAUGAUUGGUUUCCCGCCUUUUUGUUUUCCCGCCAAAAAGAGGCGUCACUACCUUGUACCCCUACGUUGUCCCUCUGUAGAACAAACACCUCACGGGAACCAAAAAGAUGGGAUGUGGUUGAUAAGACGUAUAUUUAUCUGUGAGACAUGAGAUUAUCCUAGGAAAUAAACUCCUUUUAAGUA
This is a messenger RNA of Gadus morhua (Atlantic cod), 5827 nucleotides long. RefSeq names its product synaptotagmin IIb (gene syt2b). Gene Ontology annotation, cellular component: synaptic vesicle membrane; dense core granule; exocytic vesicle. The record is from RefSeq and is a predicted model, not a curated record. Gene Ontology annotation, molecular function: phosphatidylserine binding; SNARE binding; calcium ion binding. Lineage: Eukaryota; Metazoa; Chordata; Actinopteri; Gadiformes; Gadidae. Gene Ontology annotation, biological process: synaptic vesicle endocytosis; calcium ion-regulated exocytosis of neurotransmitter.